AUGAAGCUCCACCCAUCUGAAUCAAGACCAAAAAAACCCAAAUUGGCAACAAUCGCAGCCAUAACCUUACUCCUAACCAUCCCUCUCUACUUCUCCUUCUUCGCAAAUUCCUCCAAAAAACUCCCCGAAAAAGCACCGGCGGCAACGCCAUCACACAGCGAGUCGAAGAUCCGAUCCAAAGCGCAGGACCUGAAAUGCGACCUCUUCAACGGCGAGUGGGUCCCGGAUCCCAAGGCUCCUUACUACACGAACGAGACCUGCUACGCGAUCCAGGAGCACCAGAACUGUAUGAAGUUCGGGCGGCCCGACACGGAGUUCAUGAAAUGGAGGUGGAAGCCCGAUGGGUGCGAGCUGCCGGGUUUCGACCCGAACCGGUUUCUGGAGCUUAUGAAGGGGAAGUCGCUGGCGUUUGUUGGGGACUCGGUGGCUAGGAAUCAUAUGCAGUCCUUGAUCUGCCUCUUGUCCAGGGUUACACAUCCAGUCGAGCUGUCCAACCCGAGCGAACAGAACAAGCGAUACGAGUACCGAAAGUACAACUUCUCCAUAUCCAUGUUCUGGUCCCCGUACCUCGUCCGAACUGACCAGCUCCAAACUGAGCCCUUCAACUUGUACCUCGACGAGCCCGACCCUCACUGGCCGGAGGCAAUCGCCCCCUUCGACUACGUCCUCCUCUCAGCCGAGCACUGGUUUUUCCGGCCGACUUACUUCCACCUCAGCCGCCACCUGGUCGGCUGCCUCUACUGCCCCGAACAAAACCCCACCACCCGCCUGCCGCCUACCUUCAGCUACCGCCUCGCCUUCCGAACGGCUUUCCGGGCCAUCAACUUGGUCUCCAGUUUCCGAGGGGUUGUGUUCCUCCGCACGUUCGCCCCGUCGCAUUUUGAGGGCGGCACGUGGAACGGAGGCGGGGACUGCAAGCGGACUGCGCCGUUCGGGAGGAACAAUGGCACGGGUCUCGAGGAUCGGUUUAAGGAGAUGUAUGAGAUACAGCUGGAGGAGCUCGGGAUUGCUCGGAGGGCGGUGAAGGGGAAUGGGGAGAGGUUUAGGCUGUUUGAUGCGACCCGACCCAUGAUGUUGAGGCCCGAUGGGCACCCGAGUAGGUAUGGGCACUGGCCCGGGGCGAAAUUGGUGCUGGUGAAUGACUGUGUGCAUUGGUGUCUGCCCGGCCCGAUUGAUGGCCUGAAUGAUUUGUUUCAAGAAUUGUUGGAAAGGGAGAUAAAGGAUGAUCGGUAG
Molecule: messenger RNA, 1233 nt
Organism: Striga hermonthica
Lineage: Eukaryota; Viridiplantae; Streptophyta; Magnoliopsida; Lamiales; Orobanchaceae
Source: the annotation of a GenBank genome assembly